ACACCGCCCUGGGCUGUGUGCCCUGGAGACUGAAUCACUGAGUGACCAUGGACGGCUUUCUGAAGAUUAUCCUUACACUUGGGGUGAGCUCAGUGGUAACCGCUGCUUAUCUACCCACAAUUCCUGAGACUAAUCAGAACAUAUCAGCCCUGGCAAUAACCUGUACUGACUACUACAACAAGGGAUCCAGUGAGGACUCAAUCUUCCAGCUAGAUGGCACCGAACAUGGAACAUUAAUAGACAAAGAUCCGACCUUCCAACAGCUCACUUUCAUAAUAAAGGAGACACGGUGUAAGAAAUCAGAGGAAAACAUCAACAAGCCGUGUGCUUUCAAAGAGGACGGAGUGGUAAAGCAGUGCACAGCAUCCAUUUUCCCUGGAGACGGAGACAGGAAAAUUCUCGUUACCUGUGACACUUUGUAUCAAAACAACAAAACGAAAAGAGCUGCCAGAGCUAACUGCAAAUGUAUAUGUUGUUUUCGCGACAAAAAUAAUAAUACUUGUCGCAAGAGACUAGGGUGUCUGAGUGUAAUUAAAAGAGUCUAAAAAUAUGUACGUAUAUACGAAAAACUUCUCUGUAUUUACCCAGUGUAUAUAUUGAUACUGUUAUUACCCAAAAUAAAAACAAUGUCUCUAA
Pelobates fuscus (common spadefoot toad) is the source of this 636-nucleotide messenger RNA. RefSeq names its product cathelicidin-related peptide Oh-Cath-like. Gene Ontology annotation, biological process: innate immune response; defense response to Gram-negative bacterium; antimicrobial humoral immune response mediated by antimicrobial peptide. Bases 48 to 545 code for a protein of 165 amino acids. Gene Ontology annotation, molecular function: lipopolysaccharide binding. The transcript has 4 exons. Lineage: Eukaryota; Metazoa; Chordata; Amphibia; Anura; Pelobatidae. The record is from RefSeq and is a predicted model, not a curated record. Gene Ontology annotation, cellular component: extracellular region.